Molecule: messenger RNA, 1542 nt
Organism: Darwinula stevensoni
Lineage: Eukaryota; Metazoa; Arthropoda; Ostracoda; Podocopida; Darwinulidae
Source: the annotation of a GenBank genome assembly
UUCCCCCAGCCGAUCCUAAAAUCGUACAGCGUGAAAUGGUGCGCCCUCUACUCCCGCCUCUGUGCGCACAUGUCGGAGCACCUGAGCGGCCGGCCGAACUUGGUGUGCCGGGAGCUCUGCACCAGGAUCCAGAAGGUGUUCGCGCACGUGGAGUUCCGGUGGAGCCCGAAGGCGCUGGAGGUGCUGGCGGGGUUGGUGAAGCACCUCACGGAGACGCUGGAGCUGGACGAGAUCCGGCCGGGGUUUCCGUCGUCGUCGACGAGUGAUCACGACGACCGGGACGGGUGCCUGAGCGCGUUGACGAAAGACCACGCGGACGCGGGCGGGACGCUCGGGGACGCGUGCCAGCUGGCGUGCAUCAUCAAGGCGCUGCUGGUGCGUGUGCGGGACGUGUGCAAGUGGAGCGACACGCCGCACCUGUCGCUGGCCGCCCUCUCGCUCCUGGACGCCCUGAGGAUCCUGUUCGGGGCGGGGCCGUCGGAGGACGCGCUGGCGGGGCUGUUUCGGACGUUCGGGGCGGAGAUGGGCUUCUUGCUCCUGGAUGACAUGUGGAAGCGGUUCGGGCGGAUGAACGAGCAGGGCAAGUUGGAGCUGCUGUGGGACACGGUGGAGAACGACGUCCAAAACCUGAUCCACCAGCCGAUCCCGUUCGGGCUGCGGAAGGAGCUGGUCGCGUUCCUCUCGGACGCGUCGCAGUGCGUGAUCAAGAGCGUGGCGGAGCGGGCCGACGAGAUCCUGCACGCGUCGCCCGACAACCGGUACCUCCUGUCGUGCGCGUCGGCCUCGCCUCCCCUGCCGCCGACGCGGAAGACUCUGGGAGAGAAGCAGGCGCAGUCGCAGCCCCGAUCCGCCUCCAAGUCCCGACCGAGGCUCGUCUGGAACUACCGGAAGAGGAGGCGGUCGAAGAAGGGCUCGGCGAAGGAAGAGAAGUCCCCGUCCCCCAAGGAGGAGGAACCUCCAUUCGGCGCCGAGUGCGUGGAGAGCAUGAGCCUGCCCCUCCAGCCCAGUCGGGUCAACGUCGCGCCCGAGCAGCUGCAGCACCAACGGAAGAGAUUCCUCAGCCGGUACAUGGAGGAGACGAGGAACGAGGAGGAGAACGUCCCCUCCAAGAUUCAGAUUCUCUCGCCGCAUCCAUCUGGGCUGAGUCCUCAAAGUCACCAUGCAUCCAAGAAACACCGCAUCCUUUCGGCCUAUCAGAUGGAGAUGGAUAAUGUCCCAGGCAGUCCACCAUCUCUUGGUCAUUGGUAGACCCAACCCCAUGAUUUCCUCCAUUCACAUAUUUCGAAUCUGUUGAAGAAGAAAAAAAAAAACAAUUACUGUCAUACACAUUACAGGGUGAACGGAGAGACCGAGGGCGGAGUGACGAGCGGGGCAAUGUAAAUUCUGUGGUCUUCCAUGUCGUUUCGUUUCCUCUCUUCGUGCAUGAGCCCAUACUUCACUGGUGAUCAAACCCUUUGCGCUUCUAGUCUAGUAAAAAAAUUCCAGAGAUUUUUUGUUUUUGUGAUUGUAAUCACCCUGAUUCUUCUCUGCCUCAAGAUCUCC